Caenorhabditis briggsae is the source of this 2208-nucleotide messenger RNA. It is a transcript of the gene Cbr-sulp-5, whose product is annotated as Protein CBR-SULP-5. Lineage: Eukaryota; Metazoa; Nematoda; Chromadorea; Rhabditida; Rhabditidae. The record is from RefSeq and is a predicted model, not a curated record. The transcript has 14 exons. The coding region runs from base 1 to 2208 and encodes 735 amino acids. Gene Ontology annotation, molecular function: bicarbonate transmembrane transporter activity; secondary active sulfate transmembrane transporter activity; oxalate transmembrane transporter activity. Gene Ontology annotation, cellular component: membrane. Gene Ontology annotation, biological process: transmembrane transport.
AUGGAUGAACCAGCGACGCCAUUGACUCCCACCAUGAUUCGGGUCGAAGAAGAAGAAUACGAUCUUCUUCGAAGUUUCUAUGCGGAAAAAAGAAGAGCGCCAAUGAAUCAGGUUGAAUUCGACGAGAAAUACGGUUACCAAAAGAGGCAAAAAGAGGGUGGAAAAUUGAAAAAACAGUCGACAAAAGUGGCCAGUCGGUACUACGAACCAUUCACCUCUUGUUCCAAUUUCAAAACUUUCUUAUUCAAUUUAUUUCCAAUUCUUGGCUGGUUGCCGAGUUACAACUGGAAAAAUGACUUGACCGCUGAUAUUGUUGGAGGAAUAACAGUUGGAGUUUUACAAAUACCUCAAGGAAUCGCCUAUGCCAUAUUAUCUCGGCAGGAGCCUAUCGUCGGACUCUACACUUCAAUAUUUCCUGUAUUCAUUUAUAUUUUCUUUGGAACUUCGAAACAUGCUAGUCUCGGAACAUUUGCAGUUGUUGCACUUAUGACUGGAUUAGCAGUGGAAAGAGAAGCGUAUAUUCCAUCAGAUAAUUUGAAUUCAACACUUCUUCCUGGCGAUCAAGAACUGCCAUCCCCUAUAGAUGUAUCAUGUGCACUGGUUUUAGGAGUCGGGUUGGUUCAGUUUAUGAUGGGAGUUUUCCGACUUCAAUUUCUGACUACGUACCUCUCGGAUCAGCUGAUUGCCGGUUUCACUACAGGAUCAGCAGUUCAUGUUCUGGUUUCUCAAUUCAAAGAGCUCUUCGGGAUGAGAGGAUUAGUAAAACACAGUGGACCAGGAUACCUUAUCAGAAAUGUAUUCGAUAUAAUUAUGAACAUGCCGAAUGCGAAUCUGAUGUGUUGUGCUAUAUCAUUUGUGACAAUGUUGCUUCUUCAGUGCGGGAAAGAGUUUGUGAAUCCUGUUGUCAAAAGGAAACUCAAAUCGAACAUUCCGAUACCUUGGGAGUUGGUCGCGGUGAUUCUGACUACCAUUUUUGUUGCACUCACUAAUGCGAACGAUGUUUAUAAUGUGAAGAUUGUGAAUAAGAUUCCGACUGGUCUCCCAGAACUUUCACUUCCCCAACCAUCACUGAUUCCUCGUGUAUUACCAGAUGCCAUCAGUAUCGCAGUUGUUGUCGUGGCUGUUCACCUAUCACUUUCGAAAAUGCUCGCAAAAAAAUAUCAAUAUGAUUUAGACGCUGGCCAAGAACUAUACGCUCUUUCAUUUACUGCGAUUGGCGGAAGUUUUUUCCCCACAUUUCCGACGUCUAUUGGAUUGGGACGAACAAUGGUUGGAGUGGAAUCUGGAGUCAAAACUCAGAUGGCUACUUUCUUUUCUUGUCUUUUCGUUUUAUCAGUUAGUCUUUAUUUUGGAAGAUUCUUAGAAACAUUACCAAUGUGUGUUCUAUCGGCAAUUAUUGUGGUUGCUCUGAAAAGUAUGCUUUGGAAACUGGGAGAUUUACCAGGACUCUGGAGGCUCUCGAAAAUUGAUUGUUGCAUUUGGAUGGUUGCAUUCUUUGCUACCGUACUUGUAGAUGUCUCCGAAGGACUUAUCAUUGCUAUCUCCUUUGCACUCUUCACAACUAUUUUGAGAGAACAAUAUCCGAAAUGGCACCUUCUGGCAAAUGUAAAAGAUACGGAUGAGUUUAGAGAUACCCAACACUAUCAAGAAGUUAUUUUCAUAAAAGGAAUUUGCAUUUUCCGAUUCGAUGCUCCACUUUUGUUCCAUAACAUUGAAUGUUUCAAAAAAUGUGUGGAAAAGGCCUACGAGUCGUGGAAGAGUUCUCCUGAAUUCAAUUCAGUUUACCAGGUAAAACCCAAGGACCAUAGAUUCGCUUUUGAAGGAGUGCAUCGAAUUGCUCCAGUCUAUCAACAGCCUCAUCAUCCGGGUCUCCAUCGUAACCCAAUUCUCUCUCGUCACUUUGUUAUUGACUGCUCGGGAUUCACAUUCAUUGAUUUGAUGGGUGUCAGUGCACUAAAGGAAGUAUUUUCUGAUCUCAGAAAAAAGCAAGUGCAGGUUUAUUUCGCGAGUGCGAAAAUUCCGGUACGGGACAUGUUUGAAAAGUGCAAUUUCUACGACUUCGUGUCCAAAGAGAACUUCUAUCCAACAUUGAGAGAUGCCACUGGAAUUGCGAGAUUGAGACAAAACAAAUUCGGCUUCAUCGACACACCGAGAGCACCAGAGUUCGAUGAAGUAUCGAAUGUCACAAACAACUUGCCUAAUCAUUGA